Molecule: messenger RNA, 578 nt
Organism: Alexandromys fortis (reed vole)
Lineage: Eukaryota; Metazoa; Chordata; Mammalia; Rodentia; Cricetidae
Gene: Fxyd3
Product: FXYD domain containing ion transport regulator 3
Exons: 8
Coding region: 120-386 (88 amino acids)
Biological process (GO): regulation of sodium ion transmembrane transporter activity
Cellular component (GO): membrane
Molecular function (GO): sodium channel regulator activity
Source: RefSeq, a predicted model, not a curated record
AGGUUUGCUCAGGGCGUGGCAGUUGUGGAUAAAGGGCUGCCCAGGCUUGGCAGUCCGCUUUCUGCUUUCUCCCGGAACCGCCUCUCAGCCUGUUGAGCUACUCAGAUCAACGCUGUGCCAUGCAAGAGGUCGUUCUGAGCCUGCUGGUCCUCCUAGCAGGCCUUCCUGCUCUAGAUGCCAAUGACCCUGAGGAUAAAAAUAGUCCUUUCUACUACGAUUGGUACCGACUCAGAGUCGGCGGGCUGAUCUGUGCAGGGAUUCUCUGUGCUGUGGGCAUCAUCGUCCUUAUGAGUGGAAAGUGCAAGUGCAAGUUCAGACAGAAGCCCAGUCACCGCCCAGGGGACGGGCCGCCUCUCAUCACACCAGGCUCUGCUCACAACUGCUGAAGAUGGACCCGCUGACGAGCACAGAGCGCCUCUGAGCCCAGGUCCUGGUUUUGGAGGUGGCCUGAACUCUAAGAUGACUGUCCCAUCCUCUCCUGGCACUGCCUUGUCCGGGCCUCAUUCUUACCUCUCUCAUGGUAGCAGGCUCGUUGUUCAGUUUUUAAUCUAAAAUAAUUUUACAUUGUGCUCAUGUGA